UCCCUCCCUCCCUCUACAAAUACCAUCAACGAAACAAGCCUUGAACUUAAUUAGAGAUAAAUUAAGCAAUGAAAAUGGUGAUGAGGAGCAAUUACAGUUGCAGAUUAGCAGGGUUUAGAUGGACUGCGGUGGUGAUCACGGCGAUUACGGUGGGGUGGCUCAUGACGUCUGCAAACGGCGUGCUGCAUAAGGUGGGAGGCGCACAAGGAUGGAACCAGAACGUGAAUUACACCGAGUGGUCUGCCAAUGAGAAUUUUUACGUCGGCGAAUGGCUCUUAUUCAAUUUUGACAAGCGGUAUUACAAUGUGCUGGAGGUGAACAAGAGCAGCUUUGAAAGCUGCAAUGACCAAGGCUUCAUGAAGAACAUAACCCGGGGCGGCCGAGAUGUGUAUCAACUAACGGAGGACAGGCCCUAUUACUUCCUCUCCGGUGGAGGCUACUGCUUCCACGGCAUGAGACUGGCUCUGGUUGCCCUCCAAGAUCAGCAGCAGCUCCCGCCUGCUCCAGCACUUGCCCCAUCUACAAAUGCUGCUUCUCCUAAUUCCUUACCCUCAGCAAAAAUGUUCAUAUUUCUAUCCGCCACUGUGAUUUCCCUAGGCCUACAUUUAAUGUGGGACGUUGAUCUCUGUAAAUCAUAUGUAUAAGAGUGGAUCAUCAUUGUCAUACAA
Prunus persica (peach) is the source of this 668-nucleotide messenger RNA. RefSeq names its product lamin-like protein. The transcript has 2 exons. Gene Ontology annotation, molecular function: electron transfer activity. The record is from RefSeq and is a predicted model, not a curated record. NCBI's taxonomy places the organism in Eukaryota, Viridiplantae, Streptophyta, Magnoliopsida, Rosales, Rosaceae. Bases 69 to 644 code for a protein of 191 amino acids. Gene Ontology annotation, cellular component: plasma membrane.